Molecule: messenger RNA, 2989 nt
Organism: Hypanus sabinus (Atlantic stingray)
Lineage: Eukaryota; Metazoa; Chordata; Chondrichthyes; Myliobatiformes; Dasyatidae
Gene: naca
Product: nascent polypeptide associated complex subunit alpha
Exons: 10
Coding region: 145-2886 (913 amino acids)
Biological process (GO): protein targeting to membrane
Cellular component (GO): nascent polypeptide-associated complex; cytoplasm
Source: RefSeq, a predicted model, not a curated record
GUUAACUAAUCGGUAGUCGCGGAGGGCGGGACUUCAAAUCCUGUGGAGGGCCCGGAAGCGGACACGCGACCUUUUUGUAACAUCUGUGUGAGAACCCGCCUUCCUCUUUUCCCAGCCAUCUUGAAUCUGAAUAACUGAGGCAAAAUGCCCGGUGAAGCCACAGAAACCGUUCCUGCCACAGAGCAAGAAAUGCAGCAGCCCCAGGCUGAAACAGCCGGGUCUGGUGCUCCUGCCUCAGAAGCUCCAGGUGUGCCUGUUGCAGUCCAAGCACCUGUAUCCCCCGUUUCUCCUGAGAAGCCUGUUCAAACUGCAGCUGCUAUUGAAACCAGUUCUGAGCAUGAAUCGGUUUCCUCAGCCAGUGAGUACACGCAGGCUGAAAGUGAAUCCAGCGGUACCAGUAAGAUGGAGCUUUCAGCUGCUACUGACUUGCAUGACCCUGAUCUUCAGCUUCCAUCUCUCCAAACAAUCAGCAAUACACCUUCAUCCCUACUGUCUGCUAAUGUGCUACCUCUUGUCCAAUCUCCUUCAGAGCUCCCUCUGUCUUCUGUUGUUUCUACUGAGGUGCUACCUUGUCCUGCUGCCAGUCAACAAUCCUCAUCUCCUGACUUGACUGAUAUCAGUGGGCUGCCUUCAUCUAAUACGGUUGCUACUUCCAUUGAGCAAUUGUCGGCUGAUCCAGCUGUUGUUCCCACUGUUGAUCAGUCAAGUUCGGGGGGUGACCAAUUUGGCAGACAAUCUGAGUUAUCACCUUCUCACAAUGCAGUUUCUUUGACCACUGAAGUAGAUUCUGACGUGAGACCGCCCCCAGCUGAUGCUGUUGUUGCUAACACUAACCUUGUCCCUGAGCCUGAGCCUGCCCCUGCAGCACCUGCUGGUAUAACAUCAGCUGAAGUGGUUGAUGGCUCCAGCAGUGAUCAGUCGCACUUGUCCACUGAUUCUCCCAUUAACAGUGAGGUUUUGGCUGAAUUGGAGGGAAGUCUGCCUGGGUCUGUGAAAAAUGAAGAGGUCACCCCUGAUGCUCUAGCUUCCUGCAGUGGUACUGCCACUGCUGUGCCCCCAGCUGUCACAGUUGAUCAAAUGGAUUCAGUUGCUGACCAGCCUGUUUCAUCCAUCCUUGGGCAGCCUUUAGCAAUUGCCAUUCAAGAAGAACUGUCUUCAUCUGCUACCAUGGUGUUCCCUGCUGAUAAUGGUGCUGAUAGUCCAGCAUUAGUUGACCCUGUUACUCCUGUUGCCACUUUGACCACCAAUUCAGUUGCUGCCACUGCCCAUCCACCUUCAGUUUCUGACCCUCAUGACUCUGUAACUGCCAGCUCCGGACCUUCUCCAUGUGACUCUGCUAUAGCUACCUCUCCUGUGCUACCUGCAAAUGCCCUUCAGCUACUUUCAUCUGAUGCACAAGUUACAACUGACGUGGCUGCGAAGCUUUCGUCUGAUGUAGCUGCUGUACCUACAACCCCUGUGCCUUUGCCUGAUGAUAGUGUUAUCACUCCAGCUAAGUUGUCUUUCCCUGAAGCUGAUACUGUUGUUGAUGAACCUGUGCCCACUGAUGGAAUUGGUGAUCAAGUGUCUGUGCUCACUGCAGACAAAGCUGUGCAGCUUCCUGUGCUCUCCAGUAAAGUGGCAAUGGUCCAGAUGCCCUUGCCCUCCAGUCCUCCAGAAAUGGCAGCAGCUGAGUCUCCAGUUGCACUUGCGGCAACUGAACCACGUGAUAUUGUGCCCCUUUCUUUUCCUGAAAAGCCUUCCGACGAUUCUGAUUUUACUGUGUGUCAAGACGCGCUCUGUGCCAAUGAGGCUACUCUCAAGCAGUCACUGACAACAGUCCUACCAGCUCAGCUCCUUCAGUCUUUAGACUUGCCCUCUUCAGAGCCUCAACCCCUGGUUUCUGAGCUAGCUUUAUCUACCCAAAUUGCUCACACUUCUGACUCGCUUCUGCCUUUUGAUCCUCCUGCAAAUUCACAGCUUCAGCCGCCUCUGCACGCUGCCACUGAGUUGCCACCCUCUAUACCUGUUUCUGAUUACUCAUCUGUUGAGGGACCUACAUCCACUGAACUUUCUUUGUCUUCAGAAUCUAGACCUGUCACUGAAUUUCCUGCAUCUCUCAUUCUCCCACCUGCCUCUGUUCAACUCACUACCCCAUCCCCUGAAUUGUCUUCUUCUGUCCAAAUUGAUGACGAUGACGAGAUGCCUCCUUUGAUUCCUGCUAUCAACAAGACUCCCCCCUGUGAAGCUCCUGCCCCAACUGUUGUUGAGAAGGCAGUUCCCAAGAUUGCUCUGACUGGAAAGGAAGCGGUGAAGCAAAAUGAUGAGGGGUCUGGGACAGAAUCGGACAGCGAUGAAUCGGUACCAGAACUGGAAGAACAGGAUACAACGCAGUCAGCAACACAGCAAGCUCAGCUUGCAGCAGCGGCUGAAAUUGAUGAAGAGCCAGUUAGCAAAGCAAAACAGAGCAGAAGUGAAAAGAAAGCACGAAAAGCAAUGUCAAAACUAGGUCUUCGCCAGGUUACUGGAGUGACAAGGGUUACAAUAAGAAAAUCAAAAAACAUACUGUUUGUCAUCACAAAGCCAGAUGUCUACAAGAGCCCAGCAUCAGAUACCUAUAUUGUUUUCGGUGAAGCUAAGAUUGAGGAUUUAUCUCAACAAGCUCAGCUAGCUGCUGCCGAGAAAUUCAAGGUACAGGGAGAAUCUGUUGCCAAUAUACAAGAAAACACACAGACUCCAACUGUACAGGAGGAGAGCGAAGAAGAGGAGGUUGAUGAAACUGGUGUGGAGGUCAAGGACAUAGAAUUGGUCAUGUCCCAAGCCAAUGUGUCUAGGGCUAAGGCUGUCCGUGCAUUGAAAAAUAACAACAAUGAUAUUGUAAAUGCUAUUAUGGAGUUGACGAUGUAAGCUUCAGGAAAUAAGUGGGUAUCAGCAUUUUGGUGCAGCAUCAGUACAUUUGUACCAUUUAUAUAAAUAAACCUGAAAUAAAAAUGUGGCUUGAAAUAGUAAA